Molecule: messenger RNA, 1949 nt
Organism: Solanum stenotomum
Lineage: Eukaryota; Viridiplantae; Streptophyta; Magnoliopsida; Solanales; Solanaceae
Product: glycosyltransferase BC10-like
Exons: 2
Coding region: 99-1169 (356 amino acids)
Cellular component (GO): membrane
Molecular function (GO): glycosyltransferase activity
Source: RefSeq, a predicted model, not a curated record
AUUUCUUCUCAUCACCAAAUCUCUCUUUCUUCACUCCUUUCACUUCCACUCUCUCUUCAAUCUUCUCCAUUAAUGGUGAUUUUGCUGUAACAAGAAAUAUGUUCAGAUUAUCUGUAGUUAUCCCUUUUCUUACUCUCCUCAUUUCUGUACUUAUUCUCUGCUUAUUAGGACCAAAAAUCCUCUUACCUCGCCAAAUCUCCAUUUCUGUACCUGAUGAACUCGACGAUCUUUCCCUUUUUCACAAAGCAAUUGCUGCUGAAACCACUUUUCCAAAACACCCAUCACACAAAAAACUCCGUCUUGGAUCCGCUACUGUUCGUCCACCCAAAAUCGCAUUUAUGUUCUUAACAAAUUCAGAUUUACAGUUUUCCCCAAUUUGGGAAAAGUUCUUCAAUGGUACUAAACCUGUAGAUCCACAUCUAUACAAUAUCUACAUACACGCUGACCCAUCUAUCAAGAUUUCACCAUUAAUGGGUGUUUUUAAAGAUCGAUUUAUUCCGGCGAAGAGAACUCAACGUUCGUCGCCGACACUCAUAUCUGCUGCCCGGAGAUUACUUGCUCAUGCUUUACUUGACGACCCAUCGAACUCGUAUUUCGCUCUUAUCUCACAACAUUGUAUACCUUUACACUCGUUUAAUUACUUUUACAAUUUUUUACUUGAUACCCAGAAAUUGUCGAGGAAAAUGGAGUUUCCUAGUUAUAUUGAGAUUCUUGAUGAAUCUGAUUCGUUAUUAGAUAGGUAUAAUGCAAGAGGGGAGAAUUUAAUGGAACCUGAGGUGAAAUUUGAGGAAUUUAAAGUUGGGUCACAGUUUUUUGUGCUAACAAGAAAGCAUUCUUUAAUGGUGAUUAAAGAUAGGAAGUUAUGGAGGAAAUUUAGGAAAACAUGUAGAAAUGUUGAGUCUUGUUAUCCAGAAGAGCAUUAUUUUCCUACUUUGUUAUCAAUGGAGGAUCCUAAUGGGUGUACUAAGUAUACAUUGACAAAUGUGAAUUGGACUGAUACAGUUGAUGGUCAUCCACAUACUUAUCAUCCUUCUGAAGUUUCUUCUCAGCUGAUUUAUGAUCUUAGAGAGUCAAAUUCUACAUAUUCAUACAUGUUUGCAAGGAAAUUCUCACCUGAUUGCUUGAACCCUUUGAUGGAAAUGGCAGAUUCAGUCAUCUUCAAGGACUAGUUCUUGCUUGAGGCAAUGCAGGUGAUGAUGAAAGAGUGAAGACAAAUCAAAGGCAAAAACUUUGAUGAUGUUGUGAGGACAAAAAAGAUUGGUUGUUGUGUAGGAGUAACACUUGUGGGAAUAAGGUUUUUUGAAGGGUUUGUUAAAAACAACAAUGCCCUCAAACCAAGUAAAUCCCAAAAGGGAAGUAUCCAAACUCAAAGCUUGGAUGAGCUUUCAAAGAAAGCAAUGGAAAAGCUAGUUUUAGUAGUAGUAGUUGAGGUGGUAAUUUGAUGAUGUAACAUGUCUUAGUGGUAGCUUCUAGUAUUCAUUUGGUGUUUUUGUGUGUUGUUCUCUAUGUUGCUCGGAUUCUUCAAAAAUAUCGUCGUCUAAUGUGUAUUUGAUCCUCUAAAAGCUAUGCUCUUUUGGAAGAUCUGAUACGAAUGCGACAACAAUUUUGGAGGAUCAGAGCAAUAUGGGUUUUUCUUGUACAUAUAUGGCAAGUAUAUAUGUGUUUUAGGUGAAUUAUUAUGAGAGAGAUUAGCCUUGAACAAAAUCAAGAAAAGUGCUAAACUCAUUGCCUUUUUUUCCACUACUUGUGGAAAUGGAUCAUUGUAUCAAAACAUUUACUAUCCAAUGUAGUAAAUGAUUUUUAGAGAAAUUUUCUUUGUGCCCUCUUGUUUGUUUACUCAAGUUCAUAAAAUUGGAACAAUACUUUUUCUAGGUUGUAUAUAUUAGAAAUUUCUUUUGUCCUGUUUUAAUUUAUGUGAUAUUAUUUGAAUCGAUAUGAUUUUUAAGAAA